Molecule: messenger RNA, 313 nt
Organism: Ambispora gerdemannii
Lineage: Eukaryota; Fungi; Glomeromycota; Glomeromycetes; Archaeosporales; Ambisporaceae
Source: the annotation of a GenBank genome assembly
UUCCUCCUUCAUCUACGCCACAAUCGCAAUCAGUUCCUCCUUCAUCUACGCCACAAUCGCAAUCAGUUCAUCUUUCAUCUACGCCACAAUCGCAAUCAGCUACUUCGCUACCACCAACUGCAUCAGCUCAACAAUUAUUAGUGGAUAGUUUAAGACUUUAUCGCGAAAAAAACCAUCUAACGGUUCAACUGGAUGAAGGAGUUAUACCACUAACUGCAAACGAAAUGAAUGAGCUCGUGGAAGCCGCCUGUGCGAGGGAGAUGAAAGAGGAACUGGUCGCGAUUGUGACGGCGAUGGAGGAGGAACUGAUUGC